Molecule: messenger RNA, 2704 nt
Organism: Ricinus communis (castor bean)
Lineage: Eukaryota; Viridiplantae; Streptophyta; Magnoliopsida; Malpighiales; Euphorbiaceae
Product: oligopeptide transporter 4
Exons: 6
Coding region: 218-2482 (754 amino acids)
Biological process (GO): transmembrane transport
Molecular function (GO): oligopeptide transmembrane transporter activity
Source: RefSeq, a predicted model, not a curated record
UAAGAAUUUACCAUCCCCCACCCUCAUCAUAUUCACUUGGUUUUGCAUUGUCUGGCUUAUUAUAUCCUAUCAUGUGAUAUUUCUCACUCUAUAUAUGACAGAUUCAGUUGACUUAAAAAACUCCAAAAUUGCCUACGUACACAUGCAGUUUAAAAACAAACCUUUCUCCUUCUCCUCCUGAAUUCCCAACCCUUCUCUACCUCCACUUCUCUAACCCAUGAUGGGAAGCCUAGAAAUACAAACACCAUACUCCACCACCACCACCGACACAAAACUCCCUGACCCAGAAAAACCCACCGCGGCCGACGACGCCGAUGACGUUUCGCCCAUUGAGGAGGUCCGGCUAACCGUUAGCAACACCGACGAUCCGACCCUUCCAGUAUGGACCUUCAGGAUGUGGUUCCUGGGCUUGCUAUCGUGUGGCCUUCUUUCUUUCCUAAACCAAUUCUUUGCUUACAGAACAGAACCUCUCGUGAUCACCCAAAUCACCGUCCAAGUAGCUACACUUCCUAUCGGCCAUUUUUUGGCUUCUGUACUGCCCAAAACCAAGUUCAGGAUCGCUGGGUUCGGGUCAAAAACAUUUUCUUUAAACCCGGGUCCAUUUAACAUGAAGGAGCACGUACUUAUUUCCAUAUUUGCCAACGCAGGAAGUGCAUUUGGAAGUGGAUCUGCUUAUGCUGUGGGUAUUGUUACUAUUAUUAAAGCUUUUUAUCAAAGGAAAAUAUCUUUCUUUGCUAGUUGGAUUCUCAUUGUCACUACUCAGGUGCUAGGAUAUGGGUGGGCUGGUCUGCUGAGGAAGUAUGUGGUGGAACCUGCUCACAUGUGGUGGCCUAGCACUCUGGUUCAGGUCUCACUCUUCAGGGCCUUGCCCGAAAAAGAUGAUAAAGGUCAAGGCAUGACACGAGCAAAGUUCUUCCUAAUUGCAUUAGUUUGCAGUUUUUCCUGGUAUGUAGUUCCAGGCUACCUAUUCACAACACUCACAAGCAUUUCAUGGGUCUGCUGGGUGUUUUCGAAGUCCGUAACAGCACAGCAACUUGGCUCAGGCAUGAGAGGCCUUGGACUCGGAGCUUUCACACUUGAUUGGUCUGCUGUAGCAUCCUUCUUGUUCAGCCCACUCAUUAGCCCUUUCUUUGCCAUUGUCAAUGUUGCUAUUGGCUAUGUGCUGAUACUCUACAUUGCCAUUCCUGUUGCUUAUUGGGGCCUAGACUUGUACAAUGCACACAGAUUUCCUAUAUUCUCCUCGCACUUGUUUACAGCGCAAGGCCAGAAGUAUAAUAUACCAGCUAUUGUCAAUGACAAGUUUGAGCUUGAUCUGCCGAAGUAUGAUGAGCAAGGAAGAAUUCAUUUAAGCAUGUUUUUUGCUCUUACUUAUGGCUUUGGUUUCGCCACCAUUGCAUCUACCCUUAUGCAUGUUGCUCUCUUCUAUGGAAGGGAGAUACUCGAGCGAUAUCGUGCUUCUAGCAAGGGCAAGGAGGAUAUUCACACCAGAUUGAUGAAAAGAUACAAGGACAUACCUGCCUGGUGGUUUUACUUGUUGCUGGCUGUGAGUCUUGCUGUUUCGCUUCUUCUCUGCAUAUUCUUAAAUGAUCAGGUUCAAAUGCCAUGGUGGGCACUUAUAUUUGCAAGCGCUAUGGCUUUCUUCUUCACUCUUCCAAUAAGCAUCAUAACUGCCACAACAAACCAGACACCAGGGCUAAACAUCAUCACAGAGUAUGUUAUGGGUAUCAUAUAUCCAGGAAGACCAAUAGCCAAUGUAUGCUUCAAAACCUAUGGUUACAUAAGCAUGGCUCAGGCUGUCUCCUUCCUAAACGAUUUCAAGCUAGGACACUACAUGAAGAUCCCUCCAAGAUCAAUGUUCUUGGUUCAGUUCAUAGGAACUAUGCUUGCUGGAACCAUCAACCUUGCAGUCGCAUGGUGGCUACUAAACUCCAUUACUAACAUAUGCCAGGAUGAUCUGCUUCCCCCUAACAGUCCUUGGACAUGCCCGGGUGAUAGGGUCUUCUUUGAUGCAUCUGUCAUAUGGGGUUUGGUGGGACCUAGACGGAUCUUUGGAAGUCUUGGAAACUAUCAAGCCAUGAAUUGGUUCUUCCUUGGAGGUGCAGUUGGACCGAUAAUAGUUUGGCUAUUGCACAAGUCAUUCCCAAGGAAAUCGUGGAUUCCUCUGAUUAACCUUCCAGUUCUUCUAGGAUCAACUGGAAUGAUGCCUCCAGCUACAGCAGUAAACUAUAACUCCUGGAUCAUAGUUGGAACAAUUUUUAAUUUCUUUGUCUUCCGAUACAGGAAGCAGUGGUGGCAGAGGUACAAUUACAUUCUUUCAGCAGCGCUGGAUGCAGGGGUGGCUUUCAUGGCAGUGCUACUGUACUUUUCACUGGGCAUAGAAAAUAGAAGUUUAACUUGGUGGGGCACGGAUGGUGAACACUGUGAUUUGGCAUCUUGUCCAACAGCCAAAGGGAUAGAUGUUGCUGGCUGUCCAGCAAACUAAUGCCGGUGCAGGUUUGCAUGUUUCUAAUUAAAUUGUUGCACAGGAUAGAUUCAGCGGUAAAACAAAAUUAGGAUCAUUAUGGAACUAUAGAAGUGGAGAAACUAUUGCAACCAAAGGUUUCAUAUGUAUAACAACUAUUACCAGAAAGUCAGCUUUAUGUACAAAUUCACUGUUAUGAAUUUAAUUUUUCAAUCGGAUGUGUAAGAAGUGUAUUAUAAAUUA